AUUUUAAUUGCAGUUUGUGUUUCGAAGUGCGAGGUGUUGUAGUUUAAAAAAUUUUGUUUUUAUUUGUCUUUAAUUUCAAAAGUCUUUUCAGUUGAAAUAAGAUAUGUUUCGUUUCAUCUUAAUCGCUGUUUGUUUGGCUGUGCCAGUAUUAUCGUAUUCUACUGGUGCUCCAAAUAAAAUUUGCACAAAUGGUCUUACACCAGAGCAUCAUCUUGAAGGUCAAACAAGUUCACCACCCUAUAGUUUUUCUGCUGCACAAAGCGUACGUGCUGGCGAUAAAUUAUCGAUAACCCUUAGUGGUGAUGAUUUCUUGGGUUUUGCUAUACAAGCGCAAGAUAGUGACAAUAAACCAGUAGGUACCUUUAACCCUGUGGAUAAUCACUCAUCUCAGACACUUACGUGCUCCGCCCCCGGUGACACAUUGACACACAAGAAAUUGGCUGAACCUAUUAAGAGUUUAAAAAUCGAAUGGACUGCUCCUCAAACUAAAGGAAAGGUUAGAUUGGUUGGUACUGUUGCCAAGAAUGGUGCUACUUUCUGGGUACGCAAGGUUUUACUUGAUGUUAAUGUGGAAUAAAAAGCAGAACAGAUUAAUGAUAGUUUUGUUUUUUUUUGUAAAUCUUUAAAAAUUAAACUUUUUCGAUCUAAUAAAAUUAAGUAAUACACUUCUACUUGUGAUAAAAAUUGGUAAA
Teleopsis dalmanni is the source of this 692-nucleotide messenger RNA. It is a transcript of the gene l(2)34Fc, whose product is annotated as defense protein l(2)34Fc. Lineage: Eukaryota; Metazoa; Arthropoda; Insecta; Diptera; Diopsidae. Gene Ontology annotation, molecular function: oxidoreductase activity, acting on metal ions. Bases 104 to 577 code for a protein of 157 amino acids. The record is from RefSeq and is a predicted model, not a curated record. The transcript is spliced from 3 exons.